This is a messenger RNA of Didymodactylos carnosus, 1167 nucleotides long. Lineage: Eukaryota; Metazoa; Rotifera; Eurotatoria; Philodinida; Philodinidae. The record is from the annotation of a GenBank genome assembly.
AUGAAUUCUUCGGACGAUACUACUUUGGAGAAUAAUCAAAAUCCUAGCACCAGUGACAAUAACACGAGUCAGAAUAACUAUUUAUCACCAUUAGAUCGACGAAAACGUUUGCCAAAUUCGUCUCAAUGUGAGAUUCGAAUAUUAAUGACGUCGAAAGACGCUGGCGCGAUAAUUGGAAAAGGUGGAAGUUCAAUACAAAAGUUACGUUCCGAUUACAAGUGUACAAUUCAAAUACCCGAUUGCUCAUCUCCCGAACGAGUGUUGAUUAUAUCAGGUGAUUACGAACAGUGUUUUGAUUGUCUACAACAAAUUGUUCCAACUCUAAUUGAUCUAUUCCGUUCAUCAAAUUCUCGUCGACGAAAUUCAACAAUUGAUCAACCGCAACAAACUGAUAAUAAUAAUGGUGAUGAAAAUUCCACUCAACAACAACAACAACAACAACAACAACCAUGUGAAGUUCGUUUAUUAGUACAUCAAAUAUAUUGUGGUGCAAUUAUUGGCAAGGGUGGCGAACGAAUUAAAGAAUUACGAGCUAAAUAUAAUUUAGAUAUUAAAGUAUUUUCAAGAUGUUGUCCCAUGAGUAAUGAGCGAGUGGUAUCUCUGCGUGGAAAAUCAGACGAUAUCAUCGAAUGUAUUAAACAUCUAUAUACGCUAAUGGAAACAUCGACACAACAACAACAACGAACACCGCCACCAGUAAGACAUUAUGAUCCACAUAAUUUUGAUAUUUAUAUAGCCAAUGAAUAUGGUAGUUUUCUGUUUAAUGGAAUGCCGUCAAAUGGUUAUGGAAUGAAUGUUGGUGGUCGACCCUUUCGUGAUAUGAUGCCCGUGGCACCUGGAAUGUACCAUUUACCACCGUUACUCAAUUAUGGUUCGAGAAAUUUUCGCUCAAUGAUUACAUCAACACAAGUGACCCUUCCGAACGAAUUAGUUGGUGCAAUUAUGGGACCACGUGGUCGAAAAAUUCAAGAAAUUCGUCAACAAACAAACGCAAAUAUAAUUGUUGAUGAUCAGCAGAUCGGAGGAAGUGGUGGUAGUACUUUGGGUAAUAAUGGUUUAAAUGCAACGGAUCGUAUAAUAACGAUCGAAGGUACUCCUGAUCAAAUACAUCGUGCACAAAUGCUUUUACAACAAGCUGUUAGGCAAUCAGGAUUGUGGCGAUCGUAG